Gopherus evgoodei (Goodes thornscrub tortoise) is the source of this 627-nucleotide messenger RNA. RefSeq names its product olfactory receptor 1019-like. Gene Ontology annotation, cellular component: membrane. Gene Ontology annotation, molecular function: olfactory receptor activity; odorant binding. Gene Ontology annotation, biological process: G protein-coupled receptor signaling pathway; sensory perception of smell. NCBI's taxonomy places the organism in Eukaryota, Metazoa, Chordata, Testudines, Testudinidae. The record is from RefSeq and is a predicted model, not a curated record.
AUGUACUUCUUCCUCCUUAAUUUGUCUUUUGUUGACAUCUGUUACUUCUCAGCUAUUGCCCCCAAGGCACUGCAGAACCUUUUAGCAGAGAGGAAAACCAUUGCUUAUGCUGCAUGCGCUGCUCAUAUGUUGUUCUUCAAUACAAUUUUGACCACAGAGUGUUACCUCCUGGUUGUGAUGGUGUACGACCAAUAUGUGGCCAUCUGUAAGCCACUGUUCUAUGUCAUCAUCAUGUCCCCAAAGAUCUGUGCCCAGCUGGUGGCUGGGUCAUAUCUCAUUGAGGUCAUUGGAGCUUUGGUACAAACAAGCGGUGCCUUUCGAUUAUCCUACUGCAGCUCCAACAUCAUCACUCAUUUAUUUUGCGACAUCCCUGCAGUUGUCAAGCUGUCUUGCUCCGGCACCUACAAUUCAGAGCUGAUGCUUUUUGCCGUCUCAGGGAUUAUUGCUAUCUCCACCAUUUCAAUCAUCCUUCUAUCCUCCAUUUACAUCCUCUCCACCAUCCUGAGGAUUCGCUCCACUCAGGGCAGGGCAAAGACCUUCUCCACCUGCACUUCCCACCUGAUGGCCAUCACCAUGUUCUAUGGGAUGGCCAUUUGCAUUUAUGUCCUGCCCCAGUCUGAAGACUGA